AUGGGCGCUAACGUUAUCGCUAUCGCUGGAGGCGCCUGGUCAGCUUUGUACGGAGUACGGAGAGUGGACUGGUAUUACUACCUAGCUUUCCACCCUCUGCAAUCUCCAUCCUGGACAUACAACUUCACCAUCAAUCCCCGCAACAUCGGUCCAAUCCUCAAUAUCCAACCGCACACGCGGCUAAUCACAAUGGGCGGUCUAAACCUAGAGGUGUUCAAGUUUGGCAUGUAUGUCAUGUUUCCCAUCGGCAUCAUGUACUACUUCGGCACGAAUCUCGAUGAUCGCUUCUCGGUACCGAAUUUCUGGCCGAGACCCGAAGAGUGCAAUAAGCUUCCGCGCGACAGGGACGAAGUCAAGGCCGAGUAUGAACGUAUUGUUGCGCGACAGAGGUUUCGACAGGCCCAGCUUCAGGAAGAGCAGCGUCAACGGGCUUUGUUACAGGGAAACCGGAAUAACGGAAGCGACUCUUGA
Metarhizium robertsii ARSEF 23 is the source of this 471-nucleotide messenger RNA. RefSeq names its product mitochondrial cytochrome c oxidase assembly factor. Gene Ontology annotation, biological process: mitochondrial respiratory chain complex IV assembly. The record is from RefSeq and is a predicted model, not a curated record. Gene Ontology annotation, cellular component: mitochondrial inner membrane; mitochondrion. The coding region runs from base 1 to 471 and encodes 156 amino acids. The transcript is spliced from 3 exons. NCBI's taxonomy places the organism in Eukaryota, Fungi, Ascomycota, Sordariomycetes, Hypocreales, Clavicipitaceae.